GGGGAGAGGAGUGGGAGGGAGGAGGGGUACGCGUCCCAGGUCCCUACCAGGUGCCCGUAGACGUCGGCAGGCUGGAGGUAGAAGGUGGAGUUGAGCAGCUCCUCCAGCCUGCGCGGAACGUCGUUCUCCCGGUAGUACUCCAUCGCCUGCUGCUUCAGCUUCUGCAGCUCCCUAGUGGUCCCACAGCCGCGGCCGCCGCCUUCUUCCCCCAUGAUGGAGAGUGUCGGCGUGUACGGAUUCUGUGGGUGUAAAGCGAAGAACAAAUUGAAGUGUGAUUCAAAGUGGGAAGUAACUGCUGCAGAAACAGCCCCCACAUCUGCAUACUCAUCUCCAGCCCGGAGUCUUGGAGACACAGGAAUAACGCCUCUCUCUCCAUCCCAUAUUGUGAAUGAUGCCAACUCCAACGUCUCAGAACAGCAGACUUUUCUUGUGGUGGUGGCGAUCGACUUUGGAACCACAUCCAGCGGCUAUGCCUAUAGCUUCACCAAAGAGCCAGAAUGCAUCCAUGUGAUGAGGCGAUGGGAGGGAGGUGAUCCUGGUGUGUCCAACCAGAAGACCCCGACCACUAUCCUGCUGACCCCCGAGAAGAAGUUCCACAGCUUUGGGUACGCCGCCAGGGACUUCUACCAUGACCUGGAUCCCAAUGAGGCCAAGCAGUGGCUGUACCUGGAGAAGUUCAAGAUGAAGCUGCACACUACAGGGGACCUCACCAUGGAUACAGACCUGACGGCAGCCAACGGCAAGAAAGUCAAAGCCCUUGAAAUCUUUGCCUAUGCCUUGCAGUACUUUAAGGAGCAGGCACUGAAGGAACUGAGUGACCAGGCGGGUUCAGACUUUGAGAACUCCGAUGUCAGAUGGGUCAUCACCGUGCCAGCCAUCUGGAAACAGCCAGCCAAGCAGUUCAUGAGACAAGCUGCCUACCAGGCGGGCCUGGCCUCCCCGGAGAACUCGGAGCAGCUCAUCAUUGCCCUGGAGCCCGAGGCAGCCUCCAUCUACUGCCGAAAGCUGAGGCUGCACCAGAUGGUCGAGCUGAGCAGCAAGGCGGUGUUCAAUGGGUACAGCGCCAGUGACACAGUAGGAGCGGGGUUUGCACAGGCUAAGGAACACAUCCGGCGUAAUCGACAGAGUCGGACCUUUUUGGUGGAGAAUGUCAUAGGAGAAAUCUGGUCCGAGCUGGAGGAAGGUGACAAGUAUGUGGUCGUGGACAGUGGUGGAGGCACCGUGGACCUGACAGUCCAUCAGAUACGGUUACCAGAAGGACACCUGAAGGAACUGUACAAAGCGACAGGUGGCCCCUACGGCUCCUUGGGAGUAGACUACGAAUUUGAAAAGCUUCUGUGUAAAAUCUUUGGAGAGGAUUUUAUCGAGCAAUUCAAAAUCAAGCGCCCAGCAGCCUGGGUUGACUUAAUGAUCGCGUUUGAGUCUCGCAAAAGAGCGGCAGCCCCUGACAGGAGCAACCCACUGAACAUCACCCUGCCGUUCUCCUUCAUCGAUUACUACAAGAAGUUCCGUGGGCACAGUGUGGAGCAUGCCUUGAGGAAGAGCAACGUGGAUUUUGUGAAGUGGUCCUCCCAGGGGAUGCUGAGAAUGAGUCCCGAUGCCAUGAAUGCCCUUUUUAAGCCAACCAUUGACAGCAUCAUCGAGCACCUUCGGGACCUGUUCCAGAAGCCCGAGGUAUCCACAGUGAAGUUCCUCUUCCUGGUGGGCGGCUUUGCUGAGGCACCUCUCCUGCAGCAGGCUGUGCAUACUGCCUUUGGCGACAAGUGCCGGAUCAUCAUUCCCCAAGACGUGGGCCUCACCAUCCUCAAGGGAGCCGUCCUCUUCGGCCUGGACCCGGCUGUGAUCAAGGUGCGCCGGUCCCCGCUCACCUAUGGGGUAGGUGUGCUGAACCGGUACGUGGAGGGGAAGCACCCCCCCGAAAAGCUGCUGGUGAAGGACGGCACUCGCUGGUGCACUGAUGUCUUCGACAAGUUCAUCUCUGCCGACCAAUCUGUGGCCCUGGGUGAGCUUGUCAAGCGGAGCUAUACCCCGGCUAAGCCCUCCCAGCUGGUCAUUGUCAUCAACAUCUACAGCUCUGAGCAUGACAAUGUCAGUUUCAUCACCGACCCAGGGGUGAAGAAGUGCGGCACACUUCGCUUGGAUCUCACGGGGACCAGUGGCACAGCGGUGCCCACCCGGAGGGAAAUCCAGACCCUCAUGCAAUUUGGGGACACCGAGAUCAAGGCCACAGCUGUCGACAUAGCCACCUCAAAGAGUGUCAGAGUGGGGAUUGACUUCUUAAAUUACUAGCCAUUUCUCCUGCCCCUGCCACCUUGGACUGAGCCCCUUGUGUCUGCUCACCUCAUCCUGACUGUUCUCCCUGGACCUGACCCUUGCCAUUGCCCACCUGAAUUUCAGCAGGAAAGAUGGAAAGAACCAGAACAAGAAAUAACUACAGAUUUUUUUGAGGGCACACUGGAGUCAGAAAAAUAGUCAGAAAUUAAGAUUGAGGUGUGGGACCCGGAAAUUCAAGGAUCCUAGAAGAUCAGCUAGUCUUGCUAAGUAGCAGAGUGGUGAACCAGCUACCUGAAAGGGAACCAGUACUUUUCUGAAGCAGUGGUCAAGCUGUGCUUUGAAUCAUCUCAGUUAAGUAGAAUUUAGGAUGUCCCCUUGCCAUCUUUCCAGAUUUGAAAUGAGAUUUUUGAACCAGAAGAAACUCAACAUCUGAGAUCCUUUUGCAUUUGGAUAGUAAUCAGUAUAAAAUGCCACCCGUGUGCAGUUCAUCUCUCCCCAUCAUCACAGGAUUAAAGUGGUGGUUCAGUGGGAGCGUGCAGUGGUUUUAGCUGGUGGGAGAACACUGCCUACACUGGGCAGUAUUUUCAGUUUUCAUAUAAUAUAAAUCCCAAGCAGGUUUGGUGCCGAAGCCAUGGUGAAGCCCCUAGGCUUUGGGGGACAAGCAGUGGUAAUACCUUAUCUUUUUAGAAGGUAAAAUUUUGAUGCAAUUGAAAUAGAUUUUUAAAGAGCUGCCUUAUCCCAAAUUACAGCUGACCCCUUUUGUCUGUGGAGACACGUGCCAAGAUCCCCAGCCCAAAGCCAGAAAUAGUAUGGAACCCUAUGCUUUCUGCGUUUUGUCCUAUACUUAUAUACCUGUGUGAAAGUACAGUUCACAAAUUAGCCCUACCAAGAGAUGAAUGACAGUAUCUACUAAUAAAAAUAGGACAAUUAUAAAGGUAUAUAGUAAUAAAAUUUAAAUUCUUUCUCUUAAAAUAUCUUAUUGGCUUGUCCUGUAUUUUUGGACCAUGGUUGACAGUGGGUAAUUAAAACCACAGAGAGCAAAACCAUGCCUAAGGAAGAAAUUAUUGCCUAUGUGGUAAUAUAAUUUGUGAUACUUAAUGCCAAAUUCUGGUUUUGAUAAUUCUAGUUAGUCUGCAGGGAUUGAGCAUGAGAAAUUGAGCUUGCUGUUUGUCUUGUUCGGAUCACUUUGUCCCAAAGUCUAGAAUAGCCCCUUGCCUAGAAAAACAUACUGAUUUUAGAUUAGUCCCCUCCCCUGCUCCUUCUCUUCCUGCUCAGAGUUUUGGCCGUUCCUUCCCACACUGUGACAGGAAUGUGUUGGUGAAAUAGGAAAGAAGGAUCUGUUCCUUGAACUGCUUCAUUAGACCUUUGUUUUCAAA
This is a messenger RNA of Octodon degus (degu), 3650 nucleotides long. RefSeq names its product heat shock protein family A (Hsp70) member 12A (gene Hspa12a). The coding region runs from base 211 to 2289 and encodes 692 amino acids. NCBI's taxonomy places the organism in Eukaryota, Metazoa, Chordata, Mammalia, Rodentia, Octodontidae. The transcript has 13 exons. The record is from RefSeq and is a predicted model, not a curated record.